AUGAAGAAAAUCCUAGCAAUUCAUGUUAUCCAGAUGCAUCAUCAUUAUCCCAAGCUGAUGAACCAUUCGCCAAUAAUAGUCCAUCAAACUCUGUUGAAUCUAACACUAGUAAAAAAAAUAUUUCAAGAUCAAAUUCAGAAAUUGAUGAAGUACAGGAGUUUGUUAACAACAAGAAAUUAAAAGUUACUCGUGACACAUCAAGUUCUGAAACGCCUAGGCGCCUAUCUUAUGGCUUCACUCCAAAUAAUAACAACUGUGAAAAUGAAAAUGAUCAAGCUUUUAAAAAAAUUGUAACCAGAAGUUUAACUUGCAUUAAAUAUGAAAUUGAGGUAGUUCAAAAACGAUUAGAUUCUAUGGCUACAUUAAUAGAGAAAAUUCAUGAUAAAAUUGAAAAUCCAUCUAUAUCUUCAUUAAACCUUCAUAAUGUAAUAAGUGAUAUGGAAAUAAUCAGUAUUGACAACAACGAGUCUUUAGAUGUUAUGGAAGAACGAUUGACUAACGAUAAACCAUUCAGAACUCAAAUGGUACUAGAAUUAACACGUCUUAUGGGAGAUAGCAUAUCAGAAACUGUGCGUAGAAUAAUGCAAAAGAUCUUCACAGACAAAUUUCUCUCCAAUUAUUCAUACAUUGGUCAUAAGGAAAAAUUAAAAUUAUCUAAUCUACAAAGCUGUACUAUAAUAUUUGAUGCAGUUCAUAAAAUGAAAAAAUAUCAUGAUAUACCUUUUAAAGAUAUUGAAAAACCUAUAAAAUUGUGGAUGGCUCAAGCAUCAGAACGCAUAAAAAAAAGAAAUGAAAAGAAUACAAAGGACAAAAGUGUAUAA
This is a messenger RNA of Acyrthosiphon pisum (pea aphid), 821 nucleotides long. RefSeq lists its product as uncharacterized. NCBI's taxonomy places the organism in Eukaryota, Metazoa, Arthropoda, Insecta, Hemiptera, Aphididae. The annotation marks the transcript as partial. The record is from RefSeq and is a predicted model, not a curated record. The transcript is spliced from 4 exons.